GUACAUUGUUCAGUAAUGUGUAUCAACAUCAGUGGCAGAAGAAAUUCUCCAUCAAUUACUAUUAACUCUGGCGAUGUGGGAGUUCCAUUAGAUUUAGGUCUUCAUUUCUCUUCGAGCCCUAAUCUGGAUAACAACAUGCCGGAAGCACGAAAUAUUCAAAAUGCGGCAAGGGGAAUUCUGGCCCCGAAAUCUGCAGAUGACAGAAAAACACGCCGUAAUCUUAGACCUAGGAUUGAAAUAAGUUAUGCAGAGACUCCAGAUGAACGUAGAAUAAAUGGAUAUGUGAAUGGAAAUGCAGAUAGUGAUGAAGGUGAUAUGCCACCUCUGCCACCGAUUAAAGAACUAUCGUCAGAUGAAUUAGCUGAACGCGAAAGAACACUUAGAAAAUUCAGGGAGGAACUUAGAUCUGAGGAGAUGAAACUGGUGUUGUUAAAAAAAUUACGACAGUCACAACAACUGAAAGAAAACAUUGCUGCUGUACCAAAGGUACCCAGCAAAUUACCACCACCAGUUACAGUACAACCGGCUCCCCAUAGUCAUAGAACUGGAAAGGCACCUCCACCUUUACUUAGGGGACAGCCUGCUCCAAGCAGAAGUAGUAUACAUGUUCCUCCACCUGGAAUGUUAUUACCACCUACAUCUGCUCGAAGUUCUACUUCCAGUACUGGAAUACCGCCAAACAUGAUCAUACCACAACCACCACAUCCUAGAAGUAGGCCUCCUAGUGCAACGCCAAAUGUAUCAAAUUAUCAUGCACCAGCAGACCGAACUGAAAGGUCCACAAAAGAUCCAACCCCAACCCCGGCACAUCAAGUAAGUAAGCUGCUUGUUGGAUCUCAAGAAAAUAAAACCACCGCAUCCUUAAGCACACCUGUGAUUUCAGAACAGGAGAGACCAAGGGAUGAUAAUCAGACACCUGCGCAACGUCAAGCGGCCGCUAAAUUGGCUCUACGAAAGCAACUCGAGAAGACGUUGCUACAGAUACCACCACCGAAACCGCCGCCACCCGAAAUGCAUUUCGUACCCAAUCCUUCCAAUACGGAGUUCAUCUAUUUGGUGGGUCUAGAGCACGUAGUUGAUUUUAUUACUAAGGAGCCUGCUAUUCCACCACCUCCGGAACCAUUCGAGUGUACUCAAUGCAAAACAGACUUUACACCUGUGUGGAAAUGGGAGAAACCAAUCACUGGUGGUAAAAAGGAAAGUCCAAGAGGACAGCAUGCCACUUUCCAGAGACCUCCAGCAGGUCGUGAUCCUAGGGUGAUAUGUGAACAUUGUGUAACAACCAAUGUUAAAAAAGCUCUGAAAGCUGAGCACACUAAUCGGUUAAAGACAGCGUUCGUGAAAGCGUUGCAACAGGAACAAGAAAUAGAACAAAGGUUGGCACAGGCAGCGUGUCCAAGUCCAGAUCCUCCUGCUCCAAAACCAGUUCCUAAAGCAGCUACUCCCACAAGAAGAGUAGCAACACCACCGGCUCCUCCGCCACAAGUACCACCAGCACCCACGUUGGCACCAACUCCGCCAGCGCCAAAAUUGCAGGAGCAUCCUUUGGUCAAGUUGGCUGAAAGUGGGAAAUUCAGCCCGCAUCAUGCUGCUGCUGCAGCUGCUUUGCAGCAACAGUUGCUUAGAGAAUUGGCGAAGAAUCCUGUUCCAGGCUUGCCACCUCAUCAACCCCUUCCUGCUCAUAUGAUGCCACCGUUUACCUCGAUAUUAUAUCCUUACCAGCUUGCAAUGGCGCAGGCCAGCGGCAAGGGUCUUGCAGAACUGCAACGACAAGCGGCAGACCUGCAGCGCCAAUACUUGCUCGAUAUGAUUCCAUCGCAAGCGUCUCAAGCACAAGGCAAUCAGGCUCCACCACGGGCCCAUCCACACAAUUGGAAGACGUAACCAGACGCAUUUAAAGAUCAGACAGUAAUUGCAAAUAAAUGAAACUGCAGAGCUGUGUUAGAGAAUAUCGAGAAGUAAGGAUACUCGUAAUUCUUUUUCCACGAUAUCGUACUAAAAAGGAUCUAAUGGGAAUGUGACGGUCGCAUUUCCAUGCACUUAGGAUAAUAUACCGAUUGCAGGAUUGGUAUCUUUAUUACAAAGUGAAGCUCAAACCGGAUUAAUGGACGACAGAUACUUCUUAUAUUAUUGUGAACGAGAGGAUACUAUCGACCAUCAUUUGUGAAUAUUGCAUUGACGUGUGAGUGUGAGUUUAUUGUUACCCGGAAGGUUCGAGGUUUUUUUAAUUGUCGUAACAAGAGAGAGCGAGAGAGAGCGAGAGAGAGAGAAAAUGGAAAAAAAAAUACGGAGGAUCUUCAGUUAUUACGAUAAAGAAUAACCGCGACAAGCUAUUGUCCCGAGACGAGAAAAAAAAUCUCCGCAAUUUCGGAAAGGUCAGCUGAAAAGGAAAGGAGGAGGUUUACAAUUUUUAAGAAAGCAAUAUCCGUUUCUUUUCUUACUGCUUUGCGUCGGGUAUCAACGGGUACUUGCAAGGAAACGAGGGAACUAUAUAGUUGAAUAUGUCAAUCAAUCGGAUUCGAGUAAGUGCAUAAUAACUUGGACGCACACGAAUGAAUGUAAUUGCUUCAAUUAUUGCAUUAUAUAUAAAGAACCAAAUGGACAUUUGUAUGGCACUAAGGACAGUAGUAAGUGUUAACGUGAUUAAUACGAAUUGGUUGAUCUAAUGAUAGUAGUGAUAAUCGAGGAGCGGGGGGGAACGCGCGGAGCGAAGCAAACAAGAUUUCAAACAAAAGCAAAAGAAACGAAAAAGGGUGGAAUCUGUUUUUAGAGCCCUUAUUAAUUAAGCUGACCUUUGUCGGUGGUUCGAAUAAUUUUUUUUUUGCGACCAUCGGCGGUACCUGUACUCUGUGUAUAUCUCUUUAUUUUCUUCAAACUGUGAGUAUUUUUAAGGCGAUUAUAAAGUGUGAGAGCGAGUAAGAAAGGGGAAGAAUACAAGUGGGAGAGAAAGAGAGCGAGAGAGAGAGAGUGAGAGAGAGAGG
This is a messenger RNA of Nomia melanderi (Alkali bee), 2981 nucleotides long. NCBI's taxonomy places the organism in Eukaryota, Metazoa, Arthropoda, Insecta, Hymenoptera, Halictidae. The record is from RefSeq and is a predicted model, not a curated record.